Molecule: messenger RNA, 3031 nt
Organism: Phasianus colchicus (ring-necked pheasant)
Lineage: Eukaryota; Metazoa; Chordata; Aves; Galliformes; Phasianidae
Source: RefSeq, a predicted model, not a curated record
UGCUCUCAAACUUUCCAAGACUGUAGAAGGAACAACCCUACUCCUUUGUGUGUCAUAAAUUUCUGUUUUUAUUUUUCAAGUGGGAAAUUGAGGCAGAUAUGUGCUUCCUCCAUGACUGCUCCUGACUGGAAUGGGGACUCUGUAAAAUGUUCUCACUGGGCACAUGAUGUGUGCUCCUCGUUAACUCGGUGUUUUAUGUGAGAUAAUAUUCAUAUGUGCUUUCCCAUGGCCUUCAGCCACUCUAGUGGUUCCAGAGGGCUUUGUCUGAUGGCUCUAAAACAGGUGGCUGAGAUUGAGUGACUUUUAUGACCUGAGAAGGGUGAUAAUGGUGCCAAAACUUGCUCUCAGGAGUGUUAUAUUGCUGUCAUGAAAUGCAAUUUGUACAUUAUAGGAUGGAAGACAGUGCAACAUGUAUCUUGGUUCUGAAAUAGGACUGACAGUCCAUCAGUCUGCUGACAGCUAAUAAGCUCUGGUCAUGCCUCAACUUCUAAGUCAUUGAAGCAUUCACUUUGCAACCAUGAAAGCAAAACACCUGUGUAAGCCCCAUAUUUGUGUGCUAGGUGUGCCUCUGCCAUGGAAAACAGCAUAGAUGGGUUCUGCGUUCCUUCAUACUGGUGAGAAACAGCCCAGAGUAGAACUAGAUUAUUCUGGAUUUGCACCAAGCACAGCAAAUAGUGGCAGCUGGGGCACCUCACUGUCUUGGCUGCACCAAUCCAAUGUCUAUGAGGUUCCUUUCCGGCUGAGCAAGAGGAGAAUUCCCUGUAUAUACACUUCAUUUUGGAGAUUGAAAGUAAGAUGUGUGUGACGCUGUGUUGCCUGGCAACAGGCUGGGAGUGAUGGAACACAGGGCAGAUCUUACUGGGGGCUGUGCUGGAGAGGAGCAUCUCCAGCCUGUGCAUGUGGUAGAGGGAAGGGAUGAGUGCUUCAGCAGAUAGGAACGUGCUUGGAGCAAGGUUUCGAAGUUGAUUGCAAUGACUUUUUCUGAGUGACAAGCAUCCACACAAGGCUUCCCUGGGAAUAACAGCACCUCUCUGACCAGUCUCAGAAUGAUCCCAGACCAGCUGUCCUGAGGGACCACGCUCAGCUUAACAGACUGGAGGAGUUAUGAUGGCAAAUUCUGUAUGAAGCUGCCAUGGAGGCAUGAAAGGUUUCUUGGCCCUUCUUUGCAACUCACCUCCUGCCUCAGCAGAAACCACUACUACUGAGAUCCAUCAAAGACUUCCGUGAACCAAAAAAAGCUGGGCUCAUCUGGUGAGACAUUGCUGUGACUCUUUCUACAGAAAGUAUGAGGGCAGCAUUUGUCCCUACAAUGGAGACAGAUGGCACUUCUGGUGUGUGUGCCCAAGGCAGACAAGAAAGCGAUUCUCUGUCCCAUCUGAUCAGCUACUGCUUUCUCUGGAGUCAUUGUUCGGAUGUGCUUUUGGCUGUGGAUGGGAAGAACAGGUUUUGGAGGCUCGCUUGCUGCUCGUUGUGCACUGAGGCCAUGGCACCGUGGCUCACCGGAAUGGCAUCUCUCUCUCUUGCUGCCCUCGGACUCCUGCUGUCAGCUGUCCCUGCUGAUGCUGGGCUUUCUCAGAAGCAUGUUUCAGACGUCGUCGAUGACAGCAAAGACAACAUCACCAUUUUCACGCGCAUCCUGGACAGGCUGUUGGAUGGCUAUGACAACCGCCUGAGGCCUGGACUCGGAGACAGUGUAACUGAAGUCAAGACAGAUAUUUAUGUGACAAGUUUCGGCCCCGUCUCAGACACAGACAUGGAAUACACCAUUGAUGUUUUUUUCCGGCAAUCCUGGAGAGACGAGAGGCUGAAGUUUGACGGUCCCAUGAAGAUCCUUCCUCUGAACAACCUGCUGGCAAGCAAGAUCUGGACUCCUGAUACCUUCUUCCACAAUGGGAAGAAAUCUGUUGCCCACAACAUGACAACGCCCAACAAGCUGCUGCGCCUGGUGGAUAAUGGCACGCUCCUGUACACAAUGAGGCUAACCAUUCAUGCAGAGUGCCCCAUGCACCUGGAGGACUUCCCAAUGGAUGUGCACGCAUGCCCGCUGAAAUUUGGGAGCUAUGCCUACACAAAAACAGAGGUAAUCUACACCUGGACCCUGGGGAAGGAUAAAUCUGUGGAAGUAGCAAAGGGUGGAUCUCGCCUGAACCAGUAUGACCUGCUGGGCCAUGUUGUUGGGACAGAGAUGGUUCGAUCCAGCACAGGGGAGUAUGUUGUCAUGACCACGCACUUUCACCUCAAGAGGAAGAUCGGGUACUUCGUCAUCCAGACCUACCUGCCCUGCAUCAUGACGGUAAUCCUGUCCCAGGUCUCCUUCUGGCUGAACAGGGAGUCUGUCCCCGCCAGAACAGUUUUUGGUGUCACCACUGUGCUCACCAUGACCACGCUAAGCAUCAGCGCAAGAAACUCGUUACCUAAAGUGGCGUACGCGACGGCCAUGGACUGGUUCAUAGCCGUCUGUUAUGCCUUUGUGUUUUCUGCGCUGAUUGAAUUUGCCACUGUCAACUACUUCACCAAGCGCAGCUGGGCUUGGGAUGGCAAGAAGGUGCUGGAGGCCCAGGAGAUGAAGAAAAAAGAGCCAGUGGCACUAGCGAAGAAAACCAACAACACCUACAACAUAGUUGGCACCACGUAUCCCCUCAACAUUGCCAAGGACCCUGGCCUGCCCACCAUCUCCAAGAGUGCUUCUGCCACCGCUACUGCCACCAACGUACCCCCCAAGAUGCCCCGCUUAGAGGAGAAGUUCCCAGAGAGUAAGAAGACGUACAACAGUGUCAGCAAGGUAGACAAGAUGUCCCGCAUCGUCUUUCCAGUCCUCUUUGCCAUUUUCAACUUGGUCUACUGGGCCACCUACGUAAACCGGGAGUCAGCUAUCAAAGGAAUGAUCCCCAAACAAUAAAACCAAUCAAACAAACCUUCCAUCAGUGAGCACCAUCCAGGCAGGAAUUCUCCAGGGCUUUCUUCUUUUCCUGUUUUGUUUAAUUAUUAUUGUUCAUUUGAAAUUAAUGCUAUUAUUACUAUUAGUCCGUUC